AGAUUGCUUCGGAUUAAUUAAAUAGCAAUGAACAGAACAGAAAGUGGACCCAAAUUCUAUAUACCAACUCUAUCAGAUCUUCUCAAGUUAACUAAGACGAAAACUAUAUAUGCAAAAUCAAAUCCUAACAGUCCUAGAAAAGAAACCCUUCUUCCCUGUCCACCUGAUACUGCUGGUGGGGGAGACGCACCGCAGGUUCCAAAAUGCGCAUGCAGAGUCCCAGAUGGCACAAAGUCUGCAAGCGAUCGGGGAAAAACUGGAGCAGGUGUUACAGGAUCUCGCACUGGUAGUACUUGCAAGAGGGAUAAGGAAUUGGCUCUGCCAGCUGGAGCCACUAACCCGGGGCUGCUCCGGCACAUACAUAACGCCGCCAGAUACCGACUACCACAGUGCUUUGAAGGCGCUUGUGUGUCUGUGAAACAAAGGACCCACAAUAACUGGGUACUCGGACAUUCUAUGUCGUUUAGCUCUGUUACUCCUGGUGGCUACAAAGUUUUAUUAUCAUACGUCGAUAAAACGAAAGCAAUAGGUUUGCCGUAUUUUGUAAUGGAAGCGGCACCAGGUGGACAAAUGAGCUGCGAGAUUCGUGUGGGACCGUCGAAGGGCACUAGAGCCACAAUUGUAGCGCAAAUGGCCGAUCGAGAAUUGUAUAGUUUUGAAAGUAUAUUCGACGCAUAUUUCAACAAUUUUACUACGUCUGUUAUUGGUGUAAACAAAGAAUUUAUUGCUUUACAUUACUUGCAGGCUAUAACAGAUCAGAUAUCACUUGGUGCGGAGGUAGUAGCUCGAGGACAAGCGUCGGAAUUAAGCUCAGCGUCUGGCGCGGCGCGUUGGGUGGGUGAAGACCACUCCGUGAGCGCUACUCUUGGAAACAGGGGACUAGAUCUGUGCUACGCACGAGCCAUCAAGCCCUUUCUCACUGUCUCUGCUAUGCUGGAGGUGGGGUUCGCAAUCCGACGAGCUGUAGCUACGAUGGCCUACGAGUGGCAUACAGACGCUUGGACGGUGCGCGGUUCCGUGGAUUCUGACGGACUAGUCGGGGCUACCCUCCAGAGAGCUUUGGGAGGCCAGAACACCCAACUAGCCUGCGCAAUAUCCGCUCUUCUCAACCAUCCCAAUGAUAAAUUCCGUCUUGGAUUCGGGAUCACUGGUGCUAUUAUUUAGUUACUAGCUGUGUCCGCAGCUUCGCACGUACCUUACCUUGUAGAAAAGUAGCUUGUCGUAGUGAUACUACCUUACCUUACCAUUCUUGUGUACGGUUUAUAUCCCUGUGGCUAUAUCAUGAUUUUUUUGCAUUAAGAAUGUCAGUAGGUUUUAUCCGAUAACAAGUACCCUGUAUUCCAAAACUAAGUACCAGUCAAAAUCCAUGUAGCCACCUCAGCUAAGAUGUCAAAUAUAUGACAAGGAUUUUCGAGUUAAAAAGAUCAUAUGUUACCAUCGGGCUUCUUUUAUCGCGAGGGUUUAACUUUUGAUUUAACUGCUUAAAAGAAUGACCAACAUACAAAUUCACUUAUGUAUGUUGGUCUGCACUCCAUUCGUCACCGGUUCUUAUGUAGGUUUGUAAGAGAGCUAAGUCAGUAGUGGUUUCCCACUGUCUGUUUCAUUUUAUUCCACUACAAGUAAGCCCUUUACUGCAACCUCCAGGUUGUACCUACAGCUGAUGCAUAAAUGCAUAAAAUGCGGGCUAACCUGUUAGAGGUACC
This is a messenger RNA of Pararge aegeria (speckled wood butterfly), 1703 nucleotides long. Its product is annotated as mitochondrial import receptor subunit TOM40 homolog 2-like. The transcript has 3 exons. The record is from RefSeq and is a predicted model, not a curated record. Lineage: Eukaryota; Metazoa; Arthropoda; Insecta; Lepidoptera; Nymphalidae. Gene Ontology annotation, biological process: protein import into mitochondrial matrix. Gene Ontology annotation, molecular function: transmembrane protein transporter activity. Bases 28 to 1164 code for a protein of 378 amino acids. Gene Ontology annotation, cellular component: mitochondrial outer membrane translocase complex; mitochondrial outer membrane.